Molecule: messenger RNA, 2394 nt
Organism: Anthostomella pinea
Lineage: Eukaryota; Fungi; Ascomycota; Sordariomycetes; Xylariales; Xylariaceae
Source: the annotation of a GenBank genome assembly
AUGGACGCCAAUGCGGCCGAGUCGACCGGCGGGUCGCCUCCCUCGACCUCGAGCCGACGCGCUUGCGACCAAUGCAGGCUGAGGAAGAUCCGCUGUGACAAAGAGUCGCCCUGCUCCAACUGCCGCAGCGCCAAGCGCUCAUGUUGUUCCACAGGCGCUGGCCAGAGGCCCAAGGAGCCACGGCAGCGGGUUCUGAUUUCCAGCCAGUAUGAGCGGAAGAUAGACCAGAUCGAAGUCCGCCUCAGUUCCAUCGAGGCCCUCCUACGGAACCUAGCCGCCCAAUCCACGCCAUUGGGCUUGAACUCGGCUGCGACAGCCGCAGCAGCAGGAGGAGGCCGACAAACACAACCACCAACCGUCCCGUCCACAGCUCCACGCCAGUCCUCCGAGACGUCCACUUUCUCACGGAGCUCCGGCCCCACCUUCGACAAGCUCACGCCGGCAACGUCCUCCGGGGGCCGUGGCGCCGCCAGCGGUGGAGGUGGCGACGGCGGCACGGAAGCGGCUAGUUCGACCAAGAGCACCACCAUCUUCGACCCCGAGGACGCGGACAGCUUUGAGGGAAACUCGUCCCUGGCUGCGCAUACGGCGUUCGCGUCCGAGUUCCUGGCCGAUGCUGUGCAGAGGACUUCGUUGAGGAAUGGGGGACCGCUGAAUCCAAAGAUUGAUGCUGCGCUUGAUUCGCUACGCCAGCUCGUCGACAUGCAGAAGAACCAGAACCGCCCACGUUCCGAUACGGAUGUCUCGUUCCUCUGGGAGAGCCGCUGGCCUAGCCAGAAACACUUUGCCCACACGAACCUUCGGGAUCUCCCACUGCCGCCCAUGGCCAUGGUUGUGGAUAAGUUGAGGGAGAUGAAACACGGCCCUGUGCCUGUCAUGCUAGCUGUAAUGUACUCCUUCACGGACAUCGACAACUUCAUCGAUCGGUGCCGGCGGCUGUACUUCAGCACGGACGAUCCGCCGGAGUCGACCUUCAUCCUGGUCAACGCGGGCCUCACGUACGUAUUCUUCGAGGCUGCACUGGCGGCCGCGGAUCGCAACCCGCAGGAGAAGGCCCAGUAUGAUGCCUGCCGCGACAUGUGCCAGCGCAAUUUGGAAGUAGCUCUUGCGCAGAUGAACCUCAUGAUGCCGGCCACAGCCGAGCACAUUGAGGCGCUACUCAUGGGGGCCAGCUUCUGCAUCGAUGUAUCCCGAGCCUCCCUGGCCUGGCUGCUCGUCUCGCGCGCGACGCACAUGUGCCGCACGCUCGGCUACCACCAGGCGCACACGAUGCGCGACGACGACGCGCAGACCAAGGCCGACAAGUCGCUGCUCUUCUGGUGCGUCUACAUGCUGGACAAGGCACUGUCGCUGCGGCUGGGCCGCGCCUCCGUCAUGCAGGACUACGACAUCUCGCUGCCGCACGUCGUGCCCGACGCCAAGGCCGCGUACCCGGGCAAGGAGGUCAUGGCGCUGUGGAUCCAGCACGCGCAGGCCCUCGGCCGCAUCUACGAGCGCCUGUACAGCCCGGGCGCGCUGCGGGCGCCCGACGCGGCGCGCCGCGAGCAGGCCGCCGUGCUGGCCGCCGAGCAGCACCGGCUGAUGACCGAGAGCGACAGGCUGCUGCGCGAGUUCGAACUCAGGACCGAUGCCGAAGGCCGCAUGUUUGCGCUGACGCUGAAGAGCGACGAGGUCUCGUACAUGUCGAACCUGACGCUGACGUAUCGGGCGCUGCCGCCGGCGCCGGGGGGCCGGUCGAUGACUUUCUGUGAUGAGUGUGUGGAUAUGGCGCGCAGGAGCAUGCGCUGCCACCAAGAGGCCAUGGAGAUGAUGGAUGAUCAGUCGUUGAAGAUUGUGUAUAUCCACUGGACGAUCCUCUACGCACCCUUCAUCCCCUUCAUCGUGAUCUUCUGCCUCGUGAUCGAGACGGCGGGCGGCGACGGCGCCGACGACGACCUGCAGCGCCUGGCCGACUUCGUGCAGUCGCUCGAGCCCGCUGUCGACGUCUCGCCGUCGGUGCACAAGCUGUACCAGCUGUGCCUGGUGCUGCACAACAUCGCGACGCUGUACGUCGAGGCCAAGAAGGCCCAGGCUCUGCGGGAGCCCAACACGGCCGACCACGACAUGAUGCCCGGCGUGAGCACCGAGUUCGACCUGUACCUCAGCCAGCUGGGGUUCAUGCCGCCCGUGGUGGACUACUCGCAGCAGCUUCCCAGUAGUGGUGGCGGUGUUAGGAGUGGUGGGGGCAUGGCGCCGUCGGAUGGUAUGGAUAGUAGUAUGGGCGUCGACGACCAGACGAUGCGGUCGAUAGCGCAGACGAAUCAGCUGGGCGACUGGUUCUCGGGUAAUAAUUACAUGAUGGGGUUGUUGGAAGAGGACCUGUCGGGCAUCACUCCAUCAGGGUGGCCUUCGUGA